This is a messenger RNA of Nilaparvata lugens (brown planthopper), 2007 nucleotides long. RefSeq names its product ski oncogene (gene fuss). NCBI's taxonomy places the organism in Eukaryota, Metazoa, Arthropoda, Insecta, Hemiptera, Delphacidae. Gene Ontology annotation, cellular component: nucleus; transcription regulator complex. The record is from RefSeq and is a predicted model, not a curated record. The transcript has 12 exons. Gene Ontology annotation, molecular function: RNA polymerase II cis-regulatory region sequence-specific DNA binding; DNA-binding transcription factor activity, RNA polymerase II-specific; SMAD binding. The coding region runs from base 139 to 2007 and encodes 622 amino acids. Gene Ontology annotation, biological process: negative regulation of BMP signaling pathway; negative regulation of transcription by RNA polymerase II.
UUGUUCCGAUCCGAGAGGCGCUCUAUCAACCGCACUGUACUUUUGCACUCGUCUACAUAUUAUCGUGAGUGUUAUCAGAAUGUGCAGUGUCUACUGAUAGUAUUCCAGAGAUUGAAUUCUACUUACUGGAGUAUAACGAUGUCAUUGACGUCACUAUCUAAAACUGCCUCGUCUGGUCUACCCCUGGCCUUGGAUCGGGUCAAUAGUCAUCAGAACAACAACAACAAUGAUAUUCAACUCAACAACAACAACAACAAUAAGGAACUGCAAAUUCGGCAGCAUCACUUGACGCAUAACACAUCCAAAUCAAAUCAGGUGGGCACAGUUGUCCUGUACGGUGUGCCAAUAGUGUCCCUGGUCAUCGACCAGACAGAACGUCUGUGUUUGGCGCAGAUCAGCAACACACUGCUAAAGGCGUUCAGCUACAACGAGAUACACAACCGUAGAGUGGCGCUGGGCAUCACUUGUGUCCAAUGCACGCCUGUGCAGCUGGAGAUACUCAGACGCGCCGGUGCUAUGCCUGUCUCUUCAAGACGAUGUGGAAUGAUAACAAGGCGAGAAGCUGAGCGACUGUGUAAAUCGUUUCUGGGUGACAACUCGCCCCCUCGGCUGCCCGAUGACUUUGCUUUCGCCGUUCACCAUGAAUGCGCCUGGGGGUGUCGCGGAUCUUUCUUGCCUUCAAGAUACAACAGUUCGCGAGCCAAGUGCAUCAAAUGCUCCAUUUGCGGCCUGUUCUUCUCGCCCAACAAGUUCAUCUUUCACUCGCACAGGUCGGGGCCGACGGCGCGCUACGUGCAGCCGGAUGCCGCCAACUUCAACUCGUGGCGACGUCACAUGCGGCUGAGUGGCUCCCCGCCUGAGGAGAUCGUCCACGCCUGGGAGGAUGUCAAGGUAAAAGCGAUGUUCAAUGGAGGCACUCGGAAACGGCUGCUUUCUACACCCGCUGGGUCAGCUCUCACAAGCCAGUCACCGGCCCAGGGCUCCAAGGCGUCUCCACCGCAUCACAUCAUGGUCACGCCCAGCUCCGGCCCCAUCCACCAGAAGGCAGCUCAUGGUGACGUCAUCAUGGGUCACCAGGGGGCACCACCACCUCCCUUCCCACUGGGGGCAGCCCCCUCACGGGUGCCCUCACUGCCUCUCGUCAUGGACUAUGUUUGGCAUCACGCUGGCAUCUAUUCAGGUAUCAAGCCUUACUGCUUGCCUUGGCUGACACCGUCUCCACUUCUCAUCCCACCGCCGCCGCCAGCGCCCACAGCGGUCAACAUGACAACUAGCAUCAACAGCAACCAUGUUUCACAGCCGGAUAAGCAAGCAGGUCACCAUCAGCAUCACCAUACCAGCGCUUUCAGACCUGUUUUCACGAGUGCUUCAAUUUCACCACCGACUCGAUUCCAUAUUGGGGACACCUCCCUCUCCAACACACUACCCCCGCCUCCCCUGUCACGAACACAAUUUGCAGACCAUGUCAAACCUUCCCCCUUGGAACGGAGUCCACUGUCUUCACCAAGCAGGUCACGCAGUGAUCGUGAUGAUGAAGACGAGUUCAUGGAAGAUGAGACUCAUACGAAGAUCGUCCCAGAAGUAGCGACGAGUGUUGGAUGCGAUGGAGGGGGAAAUGAGGAAGGUGACAAGCGAAUGGAGGAGGCAGGUGGGGCGGAUGAGGCGGGACAGAGAGGGGAUGAGGAGAACGAGGAUGAGGAAACAGUUGACAUCGAGACCUGUCCUGAGGAUGAACUGAAGCCGAAUCCAUUCUGGGCCCACGACAACGAGAAAAAAUAUCAGACACUCCUGCAGGGUCCUGAACUAGCCGAGAAACAAGACGACGUGAAUAGUGACCUGGAUAGAAAGUACCCUCCACCUUUUUCUUGGCCGGAAUCUGUUCUCUACCCAGAGAGGCGGAGUCAGCUGUCAAGGCCAUAUCCGCAUAAUGUUAGAGAAACCCUUAUUAGUUUAGUGUUUGCAGAAACCCUUAUUAGUUUAGUGUUUGCAGAAACACUGCCAGUAUAA